AUGGCAACUACAUCAGCUCAGUAUAAUCAACCAGAUAACUCAUUUAUUAAUCGAACUUCAAAUGGACAUUCACAACAUUCACCUAUUAUAAAUUAUAGAAAAGAUGCUAAAAAAGCAGUAAAGUUUACAUUUAUGGUUGUUGGAGAACUGGGAACUGGUAAAACAACAUUUAUAAAUAGUUUAUUAAAUAAGAAAGUUAUGAAUCAUCGUUAUGAAAAUGACAACCAUAAGAUCUCAUUAAAUGGUGGAGAGACUAGAACUUUAACAUUUACAUCUGCAAAAUCUGUUGCUUUACCGAAUACUUCAAUGUUGACAAGAAAUUCAUUUAAUGCAAAUACAAUACAUGAAGAACCAGGUAUUGCUUUGACUGAAACAAAAGUUGAAAUUGUAGAUGAUGAUAAUUUAAAAUUAAUUUUGAAUAUUAUAGAUACACCAGGAUUUGGAGAAAAUUUAAAUAAUGAAUUAUGUUUUGUUGAAAUUGAAAAUUAUUUAAAACAACAAUUUGAUUUAGUAUUAGCUGAAGAAACUAGAAUUAAAAGAAAUCCAAGAUUUACUGAUACAAGAGUUCAUGUAAUGCUAUAUUUUAUAACUCCUACAGGUCAUGGAUUAAGAGAAAUUGAUAUACAAUGUAUGAAACGAUUAUCUAAAUAUGUAAAUAUAAUUCCAAUUAUUGGGAAAGCUGAUUCUUUUACUCCUAAAGAAUUACAAUCUUUUAAACAACAAGUUAAAAUGGAUAUUGAAAAAUUUAAUGUACCAGUUUUCCAAUUUGAUAAUUUUUUGGAUGAAUAUGAUGAAGAUGAAGAUUAUGAUUUAAUUCAAGAAUGUAAAUUUUAUGCAAAUUUACAACCAUUUGCUAUUAUUACAUCAGAAGAUACUUUUGAAAUUAAAGAUAAAAAAUCUGGUAAUUCAAAAAUUAUAAGGGCAAGAAAUUAUCCUUGGGGAUUGGUUGAUAUUGAAGAUACAAGUAUAAGUGAUUUUCCAUAUUUGAAAUCGGUUUUGUUGGGAUCACAUUUACAAGAUUUGAAAGAUUUAACUCAUGAUUUCUUGUAUGAAACUUAUAGAACUGAAAGGUUGACUAAAGUUACUGGUGGUGGAGGAUUGGAGGAUGAAGAAUAUGAUGAAGAUAGUGAAUUUCAUGAUACUGUUGAACAUCAUCAAAAUGAAGACAAAGGUGCUACUUUGGCUAAUACAAAUAUACCUUCUUUAUCAAAUUUAGCACAAUUAACUAAUACACCAAUAGAUUCUCAAUAUAAAUUAAAUGCUAGUAGUAGUGGUGCAAAUUUUUAUGAUGAUAAUUCAAGACGCUCAUCAAGUUCAUCAGUUAAAAAAUCAGCAUCUAUGUUAUUAGAUGAUAACCAUUCUCAAACAUCAUUAUCAAAAAACACCACCACAAAAGGCACUUUUGAUUUUACACCAAAUACAUCACAAGUAUCAAUAAAUGAACGAGCUCCAAAUAAUGAUGCUUUCAAGAGAUUAUCAAUAGGACCACAAAGAAAUCAAUUGCGUCAAAUUUCCGAAACUGUACCUUAUGUAAUUCGACAUGAAAGAAAUAUAGAAAGACAAAAUAAAUUGGAAGAAAUGGAGAAAGCAAGUGCAAAAGAAUUGGCUGCUCGUGCUGCAUUAUUGGAAAAAAAGGCACAAGAAUUAAAAUUAAAAGAACGAGCAUUGAUGAAACAAUUGGAAUUGGCAAAACAACAAAGAGAAUUAAAUUCAGCUACUUCAUCACCUAUAAAAAGAAGUUCAAAUGUUGAAAUUAUAGAUGAUGAAGAAGAAAAUGUAAAUCAAGACUCAGCUAAACAACAACAACAACAACAACCACAUAUUGAAAAUGGUCAUAGUGGUGGACUACAAAAAGAUGAAACAUUGACUGAUUUACAUUCUAUAGUAAGUGAUCAACAACCACAUCAACAACAACAAUACAACCAAAAUGAAUAUUAUCAUCCUCGUUAA
Molecule: messenger RNA, 1950 nt
Organism: Lodderomyces jiufengensis
Lineage: Eukaryota; Fungi; Ascomycota; Pichiomycetes; Serinales; Debaryomycetaceae
Gene: SEP7
Product: septin
Exons: 1
Coding region: 1-1950 (649 amino acids)
Biological process (GO): protein localization to bud neck; cellular bud neck septin ring organization; division septum assembly
Cellular component (GO): cell division site; septin ring; microtubule cytoskeleton
Molecular function (GO): GTP binding; GTPase activity; molecular adaptor activity
Source: RefSeq, a predicted model, not a curated record